GAGCCGGGCCGGGAGGGGCCGGGCCCCGCGUCCCCGCGUCCGGGCGUUUCCCCGCCGGCCGCUGAGGCGCCCCGGGAUGGGAGGCUGCCCGCUGCCGCGGGGGCUGCCCGGCUUUGCCCCGCGUGCCGGGGCUCGCUGAGGCCCCGGGCUCGGGCUUUACCCCCAGGCACGCAGCGACUCGUGCAGCGCUUGCAGCCAUCGGGGCUGGCUCGGGAAGCCGUGACCGCGGGUCUGGCGCCUGCAGGACGGGCGGCCCGCGAGGAGGCCCAGCACCGCGACCGGGGCUCUGACACCGUCCGGCGGCAGCGGCCUCACCGCGAAUUCGGCGGACCAGAGGAGCAGUGAAGCGCCCGGAUCCUGCGCUGCUGUGGUCCCAGCCUGGCCGUUUGCUGUCCCCGUGCCUGAUGGAUCCAGCGCUGGCUGGGGACGCUCCUCACGGUGAUCGGCUGAGCCCGGUGCGAGAACACUAGUGGGACGUGAGUGCCGCGCUGCAAGGGAGAGGUCCUGCCAGAAGAUGGCUCAGGCCACCGGGAGCAUCAACAGUGACUACAGGGACUGGGAGUGGAGCGCCGAUGCUGGGGAACGGGCCAGGCUCCUGCAGAGCCCCAGCGUGGAGACGGUACCGAAGAGCGGGGAGAGCCAAGGCAGCGGCCUGGGGGCCACGUCCGCGCUGGGCGCCGUGUUCAUCGUGGUGAACGCCGCCCUCGGGGCUGGGCUGCUCAACUUCCCCGCCGCCUUCAACAUGGCCGGCGGCGUGGCCGCGGGCAUCGCGCUGCAGAUGUGCAUGCUGAUCUUCAUCAUCGGGGGCCUGGUCAUCCUGGCGUACUGCUCGCAGGCCAGCAACGAGCGGACGUACCAAGAGGUCGUGUGGGCAGUGUGCGGGAAGGUGCCGGGCGUGCUGUGCGAGGUGGCCAUCGCCGUCUACACCUUUGGCACCUGCAUCGCUUUCCUCAUCAUUAUCGGAGACCAGGAGGACAAGAUCAUCGCUGCGCUGGUGACAGAGCCUGAGGAAGCGGGGAGCAGCCGCUGGUACACCGACCGCAAGUUCACCAUCAGCAUCACUGCCUUCCUCCUCAUCCUGCCCCUCUCCAUCCCCAAGGAGAUCGGCUUCCAGAAGUACGCCAGCUCUCUGAGUGUGAUUGGCACGUGGUACGUCACUGCCGUCAUCAUCAUCAAGUACAUCUGGCCCGACAAGGAGCUUGUGCCUGUGGAGAUCCCCACCAGCCCCUCCACCUGGAUGGCUGUGUUCAACGCCAUGCCCACCAUCUGCUUCGGGUUCCAGUGCCACGUGAGCAGCGUGCCCGUCUUUAACAGCAUGAAGCAGCCGGAGGUGAAGACCUGGGGAGCGGUGGUGACAGCGGCCAUGGUGAUCGCUCUCUUUGUCUAUACAGGCACUGGCGUCUGCGGCUUCCUGACGUUUGGGGCCAGCGUGGACCAGGACGUGUUGCUUUCCUACCCUUCCGAUGACAUCCCCGUCGCCCUCGCCCGGGCCUUCAUCAUCCUGUGCGUGCUGACGUCCUACCCCAUCCUGCACUUCUGCGGCCGGGCCGUUCUGGAGGGCCUCUGGCUCCGCUACACCGGGGUGACGGUAGAGGAGGACGUGGUUCGGGAACGGAGGAGGCGCCUGCUUCAGACCAUCAGUUGGUUCCUGCUGACUCUUCUCUUGGCUCUCUUCAUCCCUGACAUCGGAAAAGUCAUCUCCGUCAUCGGGGGCUUGGCCGCCUGCUUCAUCUUUGUCUUUCCAGGGCUCUGCCUGAUUCAAGCCAAACUCUCCGAGAUCCAAGAAACCAGGGCAGUCAGCUGGUGGGCCCAGGUCAGCUAUGGGGUGUUCAUGGUCACCCUCGGAGCCUUCAUCUUCGGACAGACCACUGCCAAUGCCAUCUUUGUGGAUCUCACAGCCUGACGCCUUCUCCGGGCUGGGCUGGGCUGCUGCCACGGGGAAGCAGAUUUCCUGCUCCAGGACCAAGGGGGAGUGGGGAGAAAAGAUUUUGGUAUAUUGGGAGCAUCCAUGAAGAAUGUUGAAAUCUGGGGCUUUGCUGAAAGAGCCCUGCAGGGACUCGUAUCUCACUGUCUUAACGCACCAGGCAGUCAGGUUUGCCUCCUCAGUCCUGACUCUCUGGUGAAGCCGGAGCAUCACUACAAGGAGACCUCGGACUCAGCGGAGAGGAGCGCCGUGACGGUGGAGAUCAGCGCUCGCUCCGUGCUGACAUCCAGGUCAAAUCCUUUCUGCCCCUCCGGGGUAGACAUCACUAAGGGAUCACGUUUGGGGUUUGCACAGGAAAGCACACUCUGUGUCAGGGGAACUCCUCUCCAGCACUUUGACAGCUUAAUGUCCUUGUUUUCACUACAGUGUUGGAGGGAGACAGCGUCUUGCAUAAAGGGAAUUAGUAAUCAUGCUGUAACUUGCCAUCGGUGAGGGUGUGCCGUGGUCAGAAUGUAAAACAAAUGGUGCCUCUGCAAAAAGGGAGAGUUCUCCUUUGGCAGAAAGCAAAGGCCGCUCUGCCCCACUGAGCAGUGGUGGGCCCCAGCUGAGUUCAGUAAUCUGGAAAGCAAACAGGUUUCACUGCGCAUGAGUGUGGCAAUUCCUCCACCACCUUAUACCCAGUAGCUUAGACAGGGCGACAGCCCUGUAGUCCUCUUCUGUGUCAAGUGUUUGGUUCGGUUUGAAUUUUGCUUUCCUGUGGCUCAUCUCGCCAGUCUUCUGUCCUAGCUCAGUGCUGGCAGGGGUUCCUCUUCCAUUUUCCUCUGUCUGGAUUGCACUUUCCGUUUGAAAGUGGGAACACCACACUGAGCCUGGUUUUAACGUGCUGUUGGAGGAGGAUCAGGAGGACACCGGGUAGCGACAGGCCGGUGCAAUGUUUACACUGCCAGCCCAGCCUCCUGGCAGGGGCUUGGUACUCACUAGAGAAGGUGCUGUGACUGCAUCGACCUGCUGGAGACACUACGCUAGAGCUGAGCUCAUCUCUGAAUUUCAAAUCCUGUUCUUCCGGGGUGGGUGUCCAAGGAAUGGGCCAGGUGUAGGUUUUAAGGGAUGCUUCAGGGAUAAAGCAGUCGGCGUUAAUCCAUUUUACAUUGUUCCCUCAGUUGUUUACACCAUAUCUGGCUGUCGUUGCUCUGGGCGGUUUCUGCUUAGCCUUUCUGGAAAGUUUCACUUCUGCUCCUUGAUCCUUCUCUGGGUUUAGCAGUUCCUCCAGCUGCAGAUUCGGCUGGGGGUAAUUAAAUCUCAGCAGUCAACUGCUCUUGUUCAGACUUUAAAGUCCCUUGAUACUUGGUUUUUACAUCCCUGGGGGAGAGAGGGAUUGAUGUGUAAAUAUCCUUGUACAUGUCUCGGAGCAGUGCUCCCAGGUGUGGGACCUGGCCCAGCCCGUUGUGGUGGGAAGGUGAAUCGUGACACGUUGACGUAGCCCUUACUGCGUUCCUUUCCCUCUGUGACCAGCCGGCGGUGGGUGAGAGGACAGCACAUGGGCACGUCCUCGUGGCAGCGUGUGACCUCUCCCUACCAGUGCUUGCGGUGUAUAAAUGUGCUCUGACAAGAGGUGGCUUCAGCCUGGCUGCGGCGUUCAGCAGCUCCCAGGCAGCGCAGUGGGGCUGGCCCCACUCUGGCAGGCCCGCUGCGCUUCAGGGAAAGGCUCUUCGCCCCAAUGCAUGUUUCUUCCCAGAUCCCGCUCUGUAAUUUGAGUAUUCCCCGCCACUCUUUGAGAUAAGAGGGGGAAAUCCAGAUGGAGAAUGAGAAAGAAACCCCAAAUAAAUUGUUUUGAGGGACUAUGUGAAGUACUGUGUCCCUCAAGCUCCUCCAAGGUAGCUCCAACCACUGCGCCCUCAGCUUUGACAAGAACAGACUCCAGCAGACCCCCCAUUUGUGUCACCUGUGUGCUUGCCUGGGAACAGAGAAGUGUUUUGCUGUGCGGAGCUCUCUAGAGCUUGAGGGAGGACAGAGGAUGCGGUGUACGUGAGCAAACACUUUGCUUCUGCAGGAUGAGAACAAGAGGUGAAAGGAGCCGUGGGGCCUGGGGUUAAUGGGUGUCAUAUAGGCCAUCUGUGCUCCACACGGGAGUGCGAACAUUGCAGGCACAGGCUGCUCCCAAUGCUUCUCCUGGCUCCUGCCUAAGGGCAGGAGCUCGAAGAACUUUUUGGUGUUUAAAAAAAAAUGUGGAUGAGCAUCCUUGAUGGCUCUGUUGGGUUUGCAUUAACAGCAGGAGGGCUCUGAGCAGGAAGGAGAGCCCAGGUGCGGGGCUGGGGUGCUCACCGGGGACUUUGGUCUCGAAAACCCGGCUCAGCAUCACCUUGGGCUGCAGCUGGGCUACAGGACAUGUGUUGUGUCUCCGUGGGAGUGCAGGUAACCAGAGAUGCUGCUCGAUUUCCUCUCCCCGAGCCUGGUCAGGUGGAAGUGGCAGCAGCAGCACUCAGCCACAGGUGCCCCGUGUCUCUGUUUCCCACCUGCGCACACGGGGGACACCAGGCCCUGUCAUCCCACGUCCCCGUGUCUGAGACCCGGGGUGCCUGCGGCCCUGGCAUGGGGUAACACAGGGCCGUGGCCGUUUCUCUGUCUGCCUUACCCCUCCUGUGACUGUUUACAAACUCUGGCCUUUGUACAUCUUUUCUACCUGUGAACGCGGAUGACCUCAAUAAACGUGCAGUUGUGGUG
Messenger RNA from Cygnus olor (mute swan), 4645 nucleotides. It is a transcript of the gene SLC38A7, whose product is annotated as solute carrier family 38 member 7. Gene Ontology annotation, biological process: amino acid transmembrane transport. The coding region runs from base 515 to 1903 and encodes 462 amino acids. The record is from RefSeq and is a predicted model, not a curated record. The transcript has 11 exons. Lineage: Eukaryota; Metazoa; Chordata; Aves; Anseriformes; Anatidae. Gene Ontology annotation, molecular function: L-glutamine transmembrane transporter activity; L-histidine transmembrane transporter activity; L-glutamate transmembrane transporter activity.